Messenger RNA from Protopolystoma xenopodis, 597 nucleotides. Lineage: Eukaryota; Metazoa; Platyhelminthes; Monogenea; Polystomatidea; Polystomatidae. The record is from the annotation of a GenBank genome assembly.
UCUAGCACAUUCGAUUAUUUUCCUUUUGCAUUAUCUCUAUUUCUCAAGUGGACACCCUUGAACCAUUUGAUGCUCAUUGAUUGCAGCGAAAUACUUCAUCUCCUCGAUAUGGAGACUCAAGAUGAUGUUGAGACAUUAGACUUGGCUAAUCUACAUAUCUCCUACCAUGCAAAUAUAGAGGCUGCGCCACUCAUCGAAAAUGCUAAUCCAACUAUGGCUUCUAUUAUGGACCGUGCCUGCCCCCAUUCAGUCGUAUGCUAUGGGAGUCAGAUGCUCAUUCUUGGCCGAUCUGGAAUUCAGCUUAUGGCCCUACGAACUUGGAAACAGCGGACCUCCAGUCUUCUUCGCUUAGGCCAUGUCGCUUCCGCACUACACAUUUGCGAGCAACAGCUGUACGUCGCUUUGGAGGCAGUAUGCGCUGCACAGGAAUCGAACUCGUAUUGCCAAAUCCACGACGGCCCAAACGCAACCUCUGAACAGGUUAUCAAGGCUCUAGCAUCCUUUCAACAAAUACGCACCUACUUACUAGAUGUACUUAAAACGAUAUUCCUUCCAGUGACUUAUAAUGCACUUGCUAGUGAUAGUGUUUCUGGCUAA